This is a messenger RNA of Amphibalanus amphitrite, 1854 nucleotides long. RefSeq lists its product as uncharacterized. Gene Ontology annotation, cellular component: extracellular region. Lineage: Eukaryota; Metazoa; Arthropoda; Thecostraca; Balanomorpha; Balanidae. Gene Ontology annotation, molecular function: chitin binding. Bases 211 to 1482 code for a protein of 423 amino acids. The transcript is spliced from 11 exons. The record is from RefSeq and is a predicted model, not a curated record.
UCGCCAUCGACCCCCGACGCAGCAUGCCGGUCACUGCUCCGGCGCACUGAAGAGCCCGGUGAUCGCCCCAGUGACCUGACCGCAGUGAACAGUGAUGUUGGCCUGUCUCUGAUCAGCCGACAGAAGGAAGCUGGCCGGGCGACAAGCAAGACGAGGCCAGCGGGAGAUUUGGACACAUCUUGGAGCUAAUGCAUAAAUAGCACUUCAGCCAUGGGAUUCUUUAGAGGAUGGACGGACUACCUCAGGAUACUGCCGUGGCUAGCACUACUGUCGUUCACAGCCUGCCAAGAUCCACACUUCGUGCAACCAAACCUAGACCUGGGCAACCUGCCCAACACAUCGUUCUCGUGCGAGGGGAAGGUGGUCGGCGGCUACUAUGCCGACUUCGAGACGGGCUGUCAGAUGUUCCACGUCUGCACGCUGGGCUCCAAAGGUGAGACCCAAGAUAUCAAGUUUAUGUGUCUGGCGGGCACGGUUUUCGAUCAGAAAACGCGCGUCUGUGAACGGUCAGAAGAGGUGCCGUGCAUCGACGUCGAGCACUACGACGUCAAUAAGGAGCUGUACCACAACAGCAACAAAAUAUCUGUCGAGUUUGACGGUAACGUGACCGACUCGGCCGGCGGCGAGUCGGUGCUCCACCCGUACGUGCCCAGCGGCGAGGAGUACGAGGAGGCCAGCGCGCGCUACCCACCCUCCGACUACCGGGACGACUUCAGCAGCGAGUGGUCGUCGGGCAGGAGCAGCACGCGGACGCGCUCAGAGGUGCCCGUCUACCGGCGGCGCACCGGCAGGAGACGCGGCGGGCGCCGCGUCGUGCCGCAGCAGCCGGCCUUCAUACGGUUCCAAACGACAACAACGUCGACAACGACGACGACGACGCCGAGCACGACGACGCGCCACCCGGCGGCGCACGAGACGGCCACGGUGCCCAUCAUCCCGGCUGCCAGCGACCCGGACCGACCUCGGGUCAUCGUUACCAAUGGCAUGCCGUUUGUGCCGAAAUUGGACUCGCCGGAUCCGGCGCCGGCGCUCACCACCGAGGAGGAGUACUCGUCUCUGGCGCUGCCCGAGACCAACUUCUCGUGUGAGGGGAAGGUGAGCGGCGGCCACUACGCCGACCCCGAGACCAACUGCAAGAUGUUCCACAUCUGCGUCAUCGGAGCCGAUGACACCAUCACCGACUACAAGUUCCUCUGUGGAAACAACACGGCAUUCGAGCAGAAGUCGCGAACUUGCCAAGAGAUUGACAAAAUAGACUGCGCCUCAUCUUCUGUAAACUAUUACGUCAACAAUCAUCUCAUCAUCCCGACCACCAAGGCGCCGGGGCUCGCCGAGCCCGCGACAGACCGGCAGGAACCGGCCAAGACCUAUGACGACUAUUAUGACUAUUACGUUGAUUACGCAGACUACAAGGAUUACUUCGACUCGCCUGACACCGGCACGUCUCCAGAGUUCACAUCGAGACGCCUCGCGCCCGAGUGACGUCACAACAAGUCAAUGACAUAUACAUAGUAUUAUAAAUGGACUGCCGUGGCGGCAAUCGCCUUCAGACACAGCCGUGACCGGCAAGGCUUUAGCCAAAUCACGUACUCACCGUGUGUGAAGCAGUGCCAAGGACAUUACCUUACCUGACGAUAACAGCCAUCGUGAGGCCGAGGCUGGAGCAAGCGGGGAAUGUCAAGUUCCAGCUCUAUGGGUUAGAGUGUGUUACAGAAUGUGGGACUUGUAAAGAGGAUGCUGUAAAUAUGUGUGUUAUAUCUGGGCCAAAGGUGUACCAUGUGUGAAUCGGAUGUGAACCAAGUGUGUUUAAAGCUUGGAUGAUGUUACAUGUUGACGAAUGUUGAAUGUUGGUGA